Messenger RNA from Rosa rugosa (rugosa rose), 2425 nucleotides. Its product is annotated as cucumisin-like. NCBI's taxonomy places the organism in Eukaryota, Viridiplantae, Streptophyta, Magnoliopsida, Rosales, Rosaceae. The record is from RefSeq and is a predicted model, not a curated record. Gene Ontology annotation, molecular function: serine-type endopeptidase activity. Bases 67 to 2295 code for a protein of 742 amino acids. Gene Ontology annotation, biological process: proteolysis. The transcript has 9 exons.
UUGAAGUUCUUGGAUAAAAGCACUGUCCUUUAUAGACUCUAGUAGCACCAUACAUAUAGUAAUAGCAUGGCUCUUCGAUGGUUUCUCCUUCUCAGCCUCAUUAGCAGUAUUUUACUUCUUGUUCAUGUUACUCACUCAGCUGCUCAGGAUGCCCGAAAGGCUUAUAUUGUGUAUAUGGGCGACAAGCCAAAGAACGGGGUGCCAAUAACACCUGAUCUUCAUGUGAAUAUUCUAAGAGACGUAGUUGACAACAACAUUAAUAAUAAUAUUGCACAUGAAGCUCUUCUUCUUCACAGCUACAAGAGAAGUUUCCAUGGAUUUGCUGCAAUGCUCACAGAACAAGAAGCACAAAAACUGGCUGGAAUGGAUGGUGUAGUGUCUGUCUUCCCAAGCAAACAAAUGAGCGUCAAAACAACAAAGUCAUGGAACUUCCUUGAGUUUCCAGAAACAGUUAAAAGAAGCAACCUUGAAAAAGAUAUCAUUAUCGGUGUGAUCGACACUGGAAUUUGGCCAGAAUCGCACAGCUUUAUUGAUGUUGGUUUUGGUCCUCCACCCAAGAAAUGGAAAGGCAUAUGUCAAGGCAAUAACAACUUUACUUGUAACAAUAAAAUUAUCGGAGCACGGUAUUACCGUCAUUUGGGAUCCUUUGAAGAAGAACUUGAGUCUCCAAGAGACUCUGAAGGUCAUGGAACCCAUUGCGCAUCAAUAGCAGCUGGGAACAUAGUGAGAAAUACGAGCAUAAAUGGUUUAGGGUUUGGAAACGCAAGAGGAGGGGUGCCAUCAGCACAUAUUGCGGUGUACAAAGCAUGCUGGAAGAACGGUUGUUCAGAUGCUGACAUUCUAGCGGCAUUCGAUGACGCCGUUGCUGACGGUGUCGAUAUAAUCUCUGCUUCCAUUGCAAGCAAAGUUCCAAAUGAUUAUUUUCGAAGCGGAGUUGCAAUUGGGGCAUUUCACGCUACCAGAAAGGGGAUACUAGUUUCAACUUGCAGUGGUAACGAAGGUCCGAAAAAAAGAACUGUGAUAAACUUUGCACCGUGGUUGCUUUCUGUGGCUGCUACCACCAUAAACCGUCAGUUCAUCACCAAAGUUCAAUUGGGGAACGGAAAAGUCUAUGAGGGACUAUUACCAAACAUACAUGACCUCCAGGGUAAAUUCUAUCCUUUAAUAUAUGGUGGAGACGCACCUAAUACAACAGAAGGUGGUAACGCGACUAUGUCAAGGUUCUGUUCCACAAAUAGCUUAAAAGAUGAUUCGAUCAGAGGUAAAAUUGUGCUUUGCGAUAGAGGCCCCGAUGGCAGUGGGGAUGGGUAUGGGGCCAUAGAGGGUGGUGCAACCGGAGUUAUUCUGACGGGCGUAAAAGUUGCCGAGGAGCUGGUUGGCCCUUUUCCCCUGCCUGCAUCUCACGUCGGAUUGGAAGAAAACAGCAAAAUUUACAAAUACAUAAGCGAAACAAGGAACCCAAUUGCAACUAUUUUCAAAAGUGAAGAGAUUAAUGAUGUAUUGGCUCCAUACGUGCCCUCCUACUCGUCAAGGGGUCCAAAUCCGAUGAAUCCUAACAUUCUCAAGCCAGAUUUAGCAGCUCCAGGUACUCACAUUCUAGCAGCAUAUGAUCACCAACUGGUAGUUGGUGAUAGCAGAACUGAAUAUAAUUUGGAUAGUGGGACAUCAAUGGCGUGCCCUCAUGCUGCAGGCGCAGCUGCAUACGUCAAAUCAUUUCACUCUAAAUGGUCACCGGCUGCUAUUCAAUCGGCUCUCAUCACUACAGCUAAACCUAUGAGUGCCAAAACUAGCCCGCACGCUGAAUUCGCAUAUGGAGCUGGCCUACUAAACCCUUCUAGGGCUCCAUAUCCUGGUUUGGUAUACGAUCUUGAUGAACAAGACUACUUAUAUUUUUUGUGUUCACAAGGAUACAGUGGCAAACUAUUGGAAAUCAUAACCGGCGACAAGAGUAGGUGCUCAUCAAAAUCUAAUAAUGAAACAGCCAAUGACCUGAACUAUCCUUCUUUUGCUCUUUCAAUCAAGGAUCCAGAAUUCAUCAAUGGGGUCUUCCAUAGGACUGUCACUAAUGUUGGAUCGUCAAAUUCCACAUACAGAGCUAAAGUGGUGGCUCCAUCAGGACUCGAAAUCAAUGUGAAUCCAAAUGUGCUAUCAUUCACAUCUCUCGGCCAGAAGAAAUCUUUUGUUGUUAUAGUAAAAGGGUUGAUUGAGAAAUCAAAUAUAGUUUCUGCAUCUUUGGUGUGGGAUAAUGGUGAUUUUCAAGUCAGGAGCCCGAUUGUUGUCUAUGUUACAGUUUAAUCAAGAGGCUAGGGGUGUGAGAAUUGAAACGUAAGCGAAAGAAAAUGCUAAAUUUGGAGAGUGCUUCAAGUCUAUAUUUGUCAAUUUAUAUGUAUAUGUACUGUUAAUUAGAUAAAAACAUUUUUGAGUA